Molecule: messenger RNA, 1845 nt
Organism: Oryzias latipes (Japanese medaka)
Lineage: Eukaryota; Metazoa; Chordata; Actinopteri; Beloniformes; Adrianichthyidae
Biological process (GO): regulation of gene expression
Cellular component (GO): nucleus
Source: RefSeq, a predicted model, not a curated record
UGUUAUAAGGUUUCUGCAGUGUUUUGGGUUUCAUGUGUUUCUUCCGUGAUGUGUUAACGUCAAUAAGUGAUUGUUUGGCUUACUUUGUCUCUUAAAGCUACGUCAAAAAACACAGAAUAAAAAACAUCUUUCGUGUCGGAUAUUAUUUUGCUAAAGAUGUCCACACUUCGGGGUCUCAAGGGGUUCAUCAGCCAGCGGCUAACGGCGGCUGUGGAGGACAUUCUGGGACACUUGGAGAAAACAAUCCUGGAGUAUGAGGAGGAGACGGAGCGCCGCCAUCGCGACCUUUUGGAUGUGGUUCUAACGGCUGAGAUGAAGCAGCAAGAAGAUGCGGACAUCCAGGAACCUUUGGCAGGAAAACAGAGUCCUUCAACGCAGGAGAGGAGAUCCCAUCCGGAACAAGAGAAUCCCAACUCCGCACUCCUAAACAUCAAACAAGAACAGGAGGAGAUCAGCAUCUCUGAGCUCCGAUCCAGCCCCGUCUUUGUGAAGACGGAAGAUGAGGACAAACCCCAGUUUCCUCAGGUUGAAGAGCCCAUCAUCAUUCUGGAUGAAGAGGACUCGGAAGGACCGGAACCACAGACGGUACUCAAGACUGAAGCCAAAGCUGAUCUUUGCAGUACGACCCAGGAGCCUCAUUCAGACGUAAAUAUCAACAAUGCUUUAAAUACGAUUGGAUUGAAUUCUCUUAACUUGUUUCGGUGCUCUGAAUGUGGGAAAACAUACAGCUCCCAGAGUUACCUGAAACUGCACACACAAUAUCACGCAGAAAGACCCUACAGGUGCCCCGUGUGCAGGAAGUGCUUCACGUGGAGAGGACGUCUACAGAAGCACAUGAGGACCCACACCGGGGAGAAGCCUUUCAAAUGCACCGUGUGCUGCAAACGCUUCAGUGAAAGUGGGAAUCUGAAGGUCCACAUGAGGAUCCACACGGGAGAAAAACCCUUCAGCUGCUCCUUUUGCGGAAAAAGCUAUGCCCAGCGAGGAAAUUUAAAGAUGCACAUGGCGAUGCAUAGAGGCGAGACGACGGUCAGCUCCUCACGGCUUCAGCACAGCCAGACGGAGAGCAGAACCUCUUUGAGAGGACCGGAAGAAACGGCACACUCUGACCCACAUCCGCGCUUUCAAGCGAGUCCUGGACUUCAGCACGUGACGGGAAACGGCGGAGUCCCCGCCAACUGUUGGAGGGCGACCGCGUGCAAAAAAAGCUACAGCUGUUCUGAAUGCGGGAAGAGAUUUGGAUUUAAGGGACAGCUGGCGUCACACAUGAGAGCUCACACGGGCGAGAAGCCCUUCAGGUGUCCGGUCUGCUGGAAGUGCUUCUCCUGGAACGCGUGUUUGCAGAAACACAUGAAGAUUCACACGGGCGAGAAACCGUACAGGUGCACGGUGUGCGGCAAAGGAUUCAUCGAAAGCGGCAACUUGAAGGUGCACAUGAGGAUUCACACCGGGGAGAAGCCGUUUAACUGCUCCGAGUGCGGCAAACGAUACAGACAAAAAGGGAGUCUGACCAAACAUAUGGAUGUUCACAGGGAGCUGAAGUGACUCAAGUCUGCUCGACAACAGACAAAGAAUCAGUUUCCUUUGAUGUUCUGAACUUUGACCUACUGAAAAAUCUAUUUGACCAAUUAAAUGGUAGCAAUAACUCAUUUUAGCGCAUACCGGUUGAUGCCCGUCUUUAACCCUUGUGCUAUCCUAGGCACAUUGACAUUGGGAGUUGGGUCAUCUAGACCCACUAGACAGUGCUCUGAACCUUUUUUCUUCAAUGAUUUGUGAUCUUCACUGGUGUCCAUGGAUUACAUGAAAUCUUUCCACCUUUAUCCACCUUUGUCAUGGUAGGGAGAA